Messenger RNA from Elaeis guineensis (African oil palm), 3414 nucleotides. RefSeq lists its product as uncharacterized. The record is from RefSeq and is a predicted model, not a curated record. Gene Ontology annotation, molecular function: protein binding. Lineage: Eukaryota; Viridiplantae; Streptophyta; Magnoliopsida; Arecales; Arecaceae.
CAAAAGAACCAGACGAAUUAACAGAAAGAGUCCAAAAGCUACGCCGACAAUCGGCGCCGAUCUAAUCAUCCGAGUCCAUUUCUUAUCCUGAUCGAACCGAUUAGCCACCCGACCGGACCAAAUCCCAACGAUCGAUGACAGGACGCAGGGUCCAGAUCCGCACCCGGGUGUACGCCCCUGGAGAUCCAGUCGCGCCUCGCCAGAGAGCUCCCCAGUCGCUUCCUGGGUACGAAGGCCGUGAUAAUUUUUUUUUCCCUCGCUCCGCUAUUCGCCCCGCCCUUCUCUUCUCCGAAGCCACUUUCCAACUCCGAGGAUGGCAAUGGCGGUGGACUCCGCCGGCGAUCCCGCGAAGGUCGAGGUGUCUGCUGCGAGGAUCCCGUCGGUGCCCAAAUCGUCCGUGAGCUCGGAGGACGAGAUCCGUGCCGUCGCCCGCAAGUUCUCCGAUCAGCCCGUCCAGAACCCCGACCCCGGCGUCUGGGCCGUUCUCACCGCUAUCUCCAAGAACGCCCGCCAGCGCCCCCAGGGAAUUAAUAUUCUUUUGAGUGCGGACGAGCAUUGCUUGGGCCGAUGUGCUGAGGAUACGCAUUUCCAGAUUGGAGCACUUGCUGUUAGUGCAAAUCAUUGCAGACUUUUUAGGGAUAGAGUAGCUGCUGCAGAUGGAGAGCUGGAUCCUGAUUUGUCUGUGCCGGUUUUUCUAAAAGACACAAGCACGAAUGGGACAUAUCUCAACUGGACAAAGCUAAGAAAACAUUCUCCACAAGCUAGACUUCAGCAUGGGGAUAUAAUAUCUUUUAUUGCUCCUCCACAUAAUGAUAACUCUUAUGCGUUUGUGUAUCGAGAAGUGCAAAAAUCCACUUCCUUAGCAAAUGUUGCAGUUUUGAAAAGAAAGUCUGAGGAUGUUGUCGCUGAAAGCAAGAGGCUGAAAGGCAUUGGCAUUGGUGCACCUGAUGGUCCAAUUUCACUAGAUGAUUUUCGAAGUCUUCAACGGUCUAAUAUGGAGCUCAGGCAGCAAUUGGAAUCUCAUGUUCUCACAAUUGAGACCUUGCAUAGUGAGCAUCGGGCAUCCAUUGCUCGACAUGAAAAUGAAAUGAAAGAGCUAAAGGAGAUGGUAUCAAAUUCUUUUGUUGAUCAAAUUAAAGAGCUGCAGCAGGUGUUAGAUGAGAAGCAGAAAGAACUAGAUGUGCUCAGCACAUUGUCAGCUGAACUACGGAAUUCAGUAAAAGAUCUUAAUGAAAGACUUAGUGCGUCCAUGCAAUCACGAGUUGAUGCUGAUGAGAUAAUUCAGAGUCAGAAAGCAGUUAUAUCUGAACUUGAAUCUCAGUUAGAUGAAGAAAGAAACUUGAGGAGGGAGGAGCGGGAAAAGGCUGCAGCAGACCUAAAAUUUGCAUUACAGAAAGCUCAUUCACAGGCUCAAGAGGAAAUUAAGCAGCAGGCUGAUGUUUACAUAAAACAACAUAAAGAGCAGCAGGAAGUUAUUUGUAAGCUUCAGGAAUCAGAAAAAGAAAGUCGUUUGCUUGUGGAAACACUAAGAUCCAAGCUGGAAGAUGCUAGGGAAAGCCUUGUGAUGUCCGAGAAAAAUGUUAGGCAACUGGAAGACCAGGUUCAGGAUGGACAACUAGCCUUUGCUAACAGCAGAAAGAAAUCGGAAAUGCUGGAGUCUGAAUUGAAAAGACUGCAGAAGGAACUUGAAAGUGAAAAGCAGGUGGCCCGAGAAGAAGCAUGGGCAAAGGUCUCAGCUCUUGAGCUUGAAAUAGGUGCUGCAAUUCGUGAUCUUUCUAUGGAGAAACAAAGGUUCCAAGGAGCAAGGGAAAGAAUAAUUCUGCGGGAAACGCAGUUACGUGCCUUCUAUUCAACAACUGAGGAAAUUACUGCAUUGUUUGCGAAACAGCAGGAACAGCUGAAGGCAAUGCAGAAGGCUUUGGAAGAUGAAGAGAAUAAUGAGGAUGCAUCAAUAGGCAUUGAUCUGAAUGAAGUAGCACUGAGAUAUGUAAAUGUGGCUUCUGUCAGUGGAAGAGAAGUAGGUCAACCGAGCUACAAUGCAAGAGAAGCUUCUGGUUCUUCUCCAAAGAAUGCCCAAGCCAUGACAGACAGUUCUGCUGAUGAUACCAGCACUACGGAGAAGCAUGACUGUGACGUGGGAAGCCAAGACGGCAAUACCCAAGACUUAGAAUGCACGAGUGCGGAUAGAUUGGUUAAAGGAUUUGGUUUAGACAUUGAUGGUGUUGGCACAGCAGUGGUUCCUGAUGGGGAGCCUACAGACACUGAGCGAGUUCUUGGAACAGAAAGCCAAGCUGGUGAUACAUGCUUUGACGAUCAAAGCACUGCUUUGCAAAAAUGCAGUAAUCUGGGAGGAGACACAAUGCAGCUUGAUGAUGAAGCCCAGGUCCUGGAAAACUUGGAACCCGCUGGGAGGCUUGAAGGCCAAACUGGUGGUUGCUCUCAGUCAAGACUGGAAGAUACAGAGACUGGUACAAUCAGGACGACUGAUCUGUUGGCCUCUGAAGUUGCUGGUAGCUGGGCAGUGAGCACAGCUCCUUCUGUCAAUGGAGAGAACGAGUCCCCAAGAAGCAUUGGUGAUCCUGAUGCUGGUGGUGAAGACACUGCAACUGCCGCUGCCACACUUCUGCCCUGCUCUGAUGGUCAGGCAGCAGGGAGUCAGAGCAAUGGUGUUAAUGCAGUCCCUAAACUGAGCAAGGAACAUCAGGUGCUGAAUGCAAUGAUUGCAAUAGUUGCACCUGAUUUCAGGCAGCAUUUGCACGGUGGCAGCGGGGAGGAGAAGAAUGAGUCCUUGUCUGAUGCAGAAACUGAGGGUAGCAACAAUAGUGAUGCAUCUGAUGGUGAUGAUACUGAAGAUGAUUCAGAGAAUGAUGCUGCAAAUGAUGACAACGAAGUGAUGAUUGAAGAUUCUGUUGGGUGAGUAAAAUGGAGAUGAGCUAAUGGCCAAGGUAGACAAGGUUCAGGAAGUUCUUUUUGAUUGUAGAUAUGUGAAUAUGUUUUCCCAUGUAUUUUAGUUGUAUAUAGAUGCCAGAAGGAAAGAUUAUUUUGAUGCUAUGGAGAGAAAUUGUUCAUGCUUUUAGUGGUUUAUAUUGGCUUGGUGCAAGAUGUGCCUAACCAUUCAAAGCGAAAAUGGUCGUCUGCGCUGCAAUGAGAUAAAUUAAUUUUGGAUCUUCCCAGUAAGAUUUGUUGGCUGCUCAGAUAUCUAACAGCUGAUCUAAGUUCAUACCUUUGAGCCCGAGAGGGAUACGACUUAAUUGGUCAAGAACAUGUCCCCUGGGUACAAGCCUUUGUUUUCUGUAAAAAUAUCAUCAAAUUUAUUUUCCCUGUUGCAUGUGUGAUUCAUGAAGACUGAUUGAAGCAUAAGGAAUAUUUGAUCAAUCACAGGCUGCAUCAAUCAAUGUAAUGUUAUAUUUUUCA